Molecule: messenger RNA, 417 nt
Organism: Plenodomus lingam JN3
Lineage: Eukaryota; Fungi; Ascomycota; Dothideomycetes; Pleosporales; Leptosphaeriaceae
Source: RefSeq, a predicted model, not a curated record
AUGACAACUGCUGGUUUGAGUAAAAAGGUCGAAUGGUGCUCGACCAUUUUUUCCCUUGCUAGUCAGGGCCGGCAGAUCGCCUGCGGUGUUGGGUAUCAAAUCAGCCCAGUGAUCGACUCGAGAACGAUAGAAGCCAUGAAGAAAUGUCCAUGCGCAGAGGAGAGGCCAGCACCAAACGAGAUGAUGGGCCCUGAAGGCGGGGUGGCUGGCACAGAUACCUACUACCGUAUCGAUGAUUGUCAUGUUUCUCUCCUGGUUAGCAACAGCCGACAGAGUAGAGGCACGGCAAGAGCCAUGCGAUGGCGUGCUGCCAACAUUUCAGAUGACGGUCGAACGAUGGCCCAUUCGCCAGAGGCAGAGUUUUUGAUCAUGCUGCAAGGUUAUGGCUGGAUGGAGACAAGAGCAAGUUUGCCGUGA